AGCGCCCGUCGGCCGUCGUCAUUAUAUCAGUCAUUAUUCGCCGCGCGAGCCGCGGGCCGGAGGUCGGUCGUGUCGAUUGCGGGGCCGGCGCGUCUCCCCGUGUGUGUUGUUGUCAGUCUCCCGUGUUUAACAGUGACUAUUAUGAGUGACAGGGAUCGGUCGUCGCCCUCCCUCACGGACACCCCGCUGAAGACGUACAUCGGCCGACACGACGACGACUACCCUCUAAUAAACGGAAACGGUGAGCGCCACUCCACAUUCUGUCGCCAACUUUACGGUCGGCGUCGAGGAGAUUUCCUCAGUCACGGGGCUAGUUUCAACAAAAAAUACGGCAAGUCGGUGAACAGUAAGGACGCUCUCGAGGACAAGAAAGAUGACACCGAACUGUGGGACGCGCAGGCCGCCUUCCUCGGGCCCAACCUGUGGGAGAAGACGCUGCCCUACGACCCUGAUCUCAAGGUACUAGAAUACGUGGACCUAGACGAGUUCCUGUCGGAGAAUGGCAUGCCGGGCGAGACCCUGGGCGGCGCGCACCUGGGGGGCUCCGCGUUCGGCGCCGGCGCGGGGCUGGCCUUGGGAUUGCCGCCCCCCGUCACCAAGCGCGAGCGCUCCCCGUCCCCGUCAGACUGCAUGAGUCCAGACACCAUCAACCCACCGCUUUCACCCGCAGACUCUACAUUCUCCAUGGCCUCGUCCGGGCGCGACUUCGACCCGCGGACGCGCGCCUUCUCCGACGAGGAGCUCAAGCCGCAGCCCAUGAUCAAGAAGUCCCGGAAACAGGUAAAUGAAUUCGUGCCCGAUGACCUCAAAGACGACAAGUACUGGGCUCGUCGGCGGAAGAACAACAUGGCUGCCAAGCGAUCGAGGGAUGCACGCCGUAUGAAGGAGAACCAGAUCGCGCUGCGCGCCGGUUACCUCGAGAAAGAGAACAUGGGUCUGCGACAAGAGGUGGAACUGCUGAAGAAGGAGAAUCACAUCCUGCGAGAGAAGCUGUCCAAGUUCGCGGACGUUUAAGCGGUCCCCCUCCCCGCGUAGCACAAACACGCCGCACGACAUGUCGCGGCCGCCGGCGCCGCCCCGCUCGCCGCCCCGCCGCCGCCGGCUCCCCACUCGCACUCGUCGCCUGACAUGUUACUGUUGUUUCGUUUUAAGUGUCGCUCGUACCUUCCGACUCGCGUCGCGCUCUCGUUACGUUCUCAUGAGACCUGAGCUGUUAGACGCCGCGGAUCUCUCGCCCGCGUCCUCUCGUCGCAUCCGAUUGUAAAGUUUAUUUUGACGUGCUGUAUAUUGACUAGAAUACUGAAUGAAGUUGCGGAUGUGACGCGAUGUACUAUAGGAUUAAAGUUAUUGCAGUUACCGUAAGUUUAUACUUAGUUUAAUAGGUGAAUCUUAACCAAAGUUCCGCUCGAGUUCUGAUCUGUCGUCGUCUCUAAUUCCUUCAAACUCAACAGGGUUAGUCAACGACGUAUGGACCAAAUUAAUUUGUUGGAAAAAUGUUAUUUUCGUUGAGGGUGAUAGUGGUGUCCCGUCCCGAGCUAGGCGGUCCGACCGAGUGCGGAAUACUGUAUAAGUUUAAUGUUGUUGAAUAUUGAUAUCUUUCUUAACCGGCACCGGCAAGUUUGCUCAAGUGGCUCGCGUCGCAUCGCGAGCGUAGUGGCUGCGUCUGUACAUAGGUAGUUGUAAUGGGCCGAUCCGUCCGGUCCGUAGCUCGCUUCGUAGGAACUACUCCGUAUGAGAUUAGACCUCCCCUCUGUCGAUCAGUAGUGAGCGAACACUAGUUUCGUUUCAAUCAAAUUUACUUAGUGAAUAGUUUCGCGUAGUCGCGUAGAUUCCGUAGCGUAGUCGUUAUUAGAAUAUUUUUGUUAUGGCUGUAGUUGUUAACAUUUUUGAAAGUUUAUAUUAUUUUGUUUAGUUGUACUUGUGUCGAGACUCGCGUAAUUGUGUCGAUAUGGGUAAGAGCCGGUAGUAGCCACUGAAUACGUCCCUGGACGCUCGUCUCGCACUCUGACUCGUGCUAUUGUUAUAAUAUAUUUUUGUAGGUUUUUGUCGUUGAUAAAUGAGUCAAUUGAAUGUUUAUUGAAUUGAAAAAAUAAUGUUUAUAAACUAAGACUAAGAAGUUGUUGCAUUUGAAAGUAUUUUAUGGAUACAAAGCGAGAACAAUAAAAUGUUUUUCUAUAAAGGUUUACAUGUGAGGGAUUCUACGAAGGUGUGAAGGUUGACUUUGAAAUGCACUGUUUCAUAUCAAACGAUAUUUUAUGUAAUGAACUUAAUGUUAACGGAACAUUUGAUAUUCCAUCUUGUUUGUUAAAGUAAUAUACAUGAAUUACACAAAUUAUGAAUGUAUAACGAUAUCUAUACAUACGAAAUUCUAUGUAAUAGUUGACGGGGUAUAUGCUGUAUGUUAAUAUUAAGCCCGUAUUCGUAUCAGCCGCUCGCGGUAUUGUAGGCCGACUACAGGGGACUCUGACCCGCCCGCACCUCCACACUCCUUAUUUAUUACUUAUUUAUAUACUACCGACACCCCUACUCUGCAACAACAUAAAACCAUAUUGAUUUACAUGUACGAGUAGUAUUUUGUUUGAUUUUAAUUUAUAUGGUUCUAUGGAUUGAAAUAAACGUUAAUUGUUGUAUUUA
This is a messenger RNA of Plodia interpunctella (Indianmeal moth), 2634 nucleotides long. RefSeq names its product PAR-domain protein 1 (gene Pdp1). The transcript has 9 exons. Gene Ontology annotation, cellular component: nucleus. Gene Ontology annotation, biological process: regulation of transcription by RNA polymerase II. Bases 142 to 1014 code for a protein of 290 amino acids. The record is from RefSeq and is a predicted model, not a curated record. Gene Ontology annotation, molecular function: DNA-binding transcription factor activity, RNA polymerase II-specific; RNA polymerase II cis-regulatory region sequence-specific DNA binding. Lineage: Eukaryota; Metazoa; Arthropoda; Insecta; Lepidoptera; Pyralidae.